Girardinichthys multiradiatus is the source of this 8760-nucleotide messenger RNA. It is a transcript of the gene map3k15, whose product is annotated as mitogen-activated protein kinase kinase kinase 15. The transcript is spliced from 30 exons. Gene Ontology annotation, biological process: MAPK cascade; protein phosphorylation; cellular response to stress. The coding region runs from base 892 to 4956 and encodes 1354 amino acids. The record is from RefSeq and is a predicted model, not a curated record. NCBI's taxonomy places the organism in Eukaryota, Metazoa, Chordata, Actinopteri, Cyprinodontiformes, Goodeidae. Gene Ontology annotation, molecular function: ATP binding; MAP kinase kinase kinase activity.
ACCUUUAUUCUAUUUGUGAAAUGUUUUUUGGGUGGGGGGGAUAAACCGCACCUUACAAUGAGACAAAAGCCAAUCACACGGACUGGUCAGGAAUGAUUCUUUCCAUCUUGGUUACUGAAGAAUUAAUAAAAGAUUUUACCAGUGGUAAUUAUAUCACAGUUUGUGAACCAGAAUCAUAAACAAUGUUAAUUGUCAACAUAAUAACUGAACCCGGAUAAAAAAACUAAUACAACAGACUGCAGUACCUGUGUGCAAACUACUGAAAAAAUCUAAAGGAAAAAUUGGGGAAAAGGAACAGAAAAUAUGUGCUCAAUAUCAAUAAAUGGACAGGUGAGACAUCUUAGACAUUUUAGGUCUUAAUGUUUCUGCUAAGUUGCAGAAUAGGCUUGUUGGGGGAACGGUUGGGGGUGUUGGUUGUGUUUGGUGGUGGCAGAAGCAGGCGCUUGCCCGGGGCCACAUUCAUGCAAGAAGCUCCCUUGGCUGUGAGAUCAGUCCAGAAGGACGCAGAGUUUAUAUUUAGACAGGCAGGGGAGUGAUAUCAUUUCAUAGUUGGCCAGCAGCACUCUGUCGGCGACCUUCCACUCUGGAAACCUUAAACCAGACCACCUUAAACCAAAGAUUAACAAUUAAAACUUCUGCAUGAAUUCAUCAGACUCCCCCCUCCACUCUUUCUCAUCUGGUCGGAUCCAGUCUGCUAGAAGCGGGCGUCCUGGUGCGAAAUAAUCGGUGUGAGUAAAUUAGGCGGAGAUGCAGGAGGACAACCCCAGACACGCUCCUCCGCGGUCAGGGCAGGUGCUCCACUGGUGAGCCGGCAGAAGACAGGGCAGACAGGCUGAGAGAGGGCGGAGAGACAAGGAGGUAAACAGCAGUUUCACUUCCCAGCGUUGCGCCAUGGAUCAGGGGCAGGGCGCACAGGUCGCCGACAUGAUGGGGGAGCACGCAGCCGGAGUGUGCGCGUCGGAACGCGGCGAGGUGUCCAGCCCCAGCCCGCCGGCCAAGCAGCGCUCCCUUCGGGUGGUUUACGUCCUGAACGACGGACUGAAGUCGGUGAUGGCCAGCAGCCCGGAGUCCGGAGCGCUGCAGUGUCUGCAGAGAGCCUGCGACUCGGAGAGCGCCCUGCUCACCACCGUAACCUUCGGACGGCUGGACUUUGGAGAGACAGCGGUGCUGGACAGCUUCUAUGAUGCAGACAUCGCCGUCGUGGACAUGAGCGAUGUGUUUCGGCAGCCCUCGCUGUUUUACCACCUGGGCGUGAGGGAGAGCUUCGACAUGGCCAACAACGUCAUCCUGUACCACGACACCGACCCGGACACCGCUCAGUCACUGAAGGACAUGGUUGCACAGAAGAACACAAAGGCCAGUCGUCAUCCAGCAUUAAGAUUUCCUUGGAUUCAGCUGCCUCCAGAAUACCGAGGCUCUGGACUGAGAAAUAAAGCUUCCAGCGGUAAUUACUACUUCAUCCCCUACAUUGUGACUCCUAACCAUGAGUAUAUGUGCUGUGAGAGCGAUGCACAGCGCAGGGCCAGUGAGUACAUGCAGCCCAGCUGGGACAACUUGCUGGGGCCGCUGUGCGUCCCCUUGACAGACCGCUUCACCAGCCUCCUGAAGGACAUCCAUGUCACAUCAUGUGCAUCUUUUAAGGACACCUUGCUGAAUGACAUAAGGAAAGCCAGGGAGAAGUACCAGGGAGAAGAGCUGGCCAAGGAGCUGGCCCGCAUCAAACUCAGGAUGGACAACACAGAGGUCCUAACGCAGGAUAUCGUCAUGAACUUGCUCUUUUCCUACAGAGACAUACAGGAUUAUGAUGCAAUGGUUAAGCUUGUGGAGACACUAGAGACACUGCCCACUUGUGAUCUGGCCACCCAGCCCAUGAUCCAGUUCCACUACGCCUUUGCUCUCAACAGGAGGAACAGUCCUGGAGACCGGGAGCAGGCUCUCAGAGUGAUGCUCCAGGUGCUACAGACAAGCGAGCAUCCUGCCCCAGAUAUGUUCUGCCUCUGUGGACGGAUCUAUAAGGACAUUUUUCUUGACUCGGACUGCAAAGACACUGUCAACAGAGAUAAUGCCAUACAAUGGUAUAGAAAAGGCUUUGAACUGCAGCCCACUCUCUACUCUGGCAUUAAUCUCGCGGUCCUCCUAAUAGUUGCUGGCCAGCAGUUUGAGAGCUCUAUUGAACUGAGAAAAAUAGGUGUGAGGUUGAACAGCCUGCUGGGCCGUAAAGGUUCCCUGGAGAAAAUGAACAACUACUGGGAUGUGGGACAGUUCUUCACUGUUAGCAUGUUAGCUAGCGAUAUUCCUAAAGCUACUCAAGCUGCUGAGAAGCUGUUCAAACUGAAGCCACCGCUAUGGUAUUUGCGGUCAGUGGUGCAGAACCUGCAGCUAAUCCAGAGAUUUAAAAAGCAGGUGGUGGAACAUUCUCCCCAAAGAGAAAAACUGGACUUCUGGAUGGACAUCAUUGUGGAGGCCACAGAGGGCACCACCAACAGACUGCGGUUUCCUGUUUUGAUUUUGGAACCCACUAAAAUUUACCAGCCUUCCUAUGUGUCUAUAAACAAUGAAGCUGAAGAGAAGCAUGUUUCCAUCUGGCAUGUUUCUCCUGUUGAAAGUAAGGGAAUCCAUGAGUGGAACUUCACUGCAACAUCCAUUAAAGGCAUUAGUAUCAGCAAGUUUGACGAGCGCUGCUGUUUCCUUUACGUCCAUGACAACUCUGACGACUUCCAGAUCUAUUUCUCUACCGAGGAGCAGUGCGGUCGGUUCUGCUCCCUGGUGAAAGAGAUGAUAUCUGAUGGGACAGGGAAUGCUGUGGAGCUGGAAGGAGAGGGUGACGGAGAUACGCUGGAGUAUGAGUAUGAUAUGGAUGAGAAUGGAGACAGGGUGGUGCUGGGCAGGGGCACUUAUGGAGUGGUAUAUGCCGGGAGAGAUCUAAGCAACCAGGUCCGGAUCGCCAUCAAAGAGAUCCCUGAAAAAGACAGCAGGUACUCACAGCCUCUUCAUGAAGAAAUUGCCCUUCACAAAUAUCUGAAGCACAGGAACAUUGUUCAGUAUUUGGGCUCGAUUUCUGAGAACGGAUACAUCAAGAUCUUCAUGGAACAGGUGCCUGGAGGAAGCCUAUCUGCAUUGCUGCGGUCAAAAUGGGGUCCUCUGAAGGAGGCCACGAUCAUCUUCUACACCAGACAGAUACUGGAGGGGCUGCGGUACCUUCAUGAGAACCAGAUUGUCCACAGAGAUAUCAAGGGUGACAAUGUGUUGGUAAACACCUACAGUGGUGUCUUGAAGAUCUCUGACUUUGGAACCUCAAAACGGCUGGCUGGAGUUAAUCCCUGCACAGAAACAUUUACAGGUACUCUGCAGUACAUGGCUCCAGAAAUCAUUGACAAGGGUCCUCGAGGCUAUGGGGCCCCAGCUGACAUCUGGUCUCUAGGAUGCACCAUCAUAGAAAUGGCCACUGGAAAGCCUCCGUUUCACGAGCUCGGAGAACCUCAGGCAGCCAUGUUUAAGGUGGGAAUGUUCAAAAUCCACCCAGAGAUUCCUGAAUCUUUGUCGCUAGAAGCCAAGUCCUUCAUUCUGCGCUGCUUUGAGCCCGAUCCUAAUAAGAGAGCCAUCGCUGUAGACCUGCUCAGAGACAGUUUUCUCAGGCAAACCACGAAGGGCAAAAAAAGCAAGAUCGCCUUCAAACCAACAGACUACAUCCAUAGUGUUUCCAUUCCAGUGCAUCAGCAGGGGGAAGCUGCCGGAAGCAGCAGCAGCGAGCACGGCUCAGUGAGUCCGGACUGCGACUCAAAACAUGACAUUUUCUUCCAGAGGAAGAAAACCUCUGGCUCUGAGAACUUUAAAACAACCAGCUCCAACUACCUAAGUGUCCCAGAUGAGAGUUCAGCUUCAGAGGAUCGGAGUGUCACCCCCUCACCUGAGGACAGGGACAGCGGUCUCUUCCUCCUAAAGAAGGACAGUGAGAGACGUGCUAUUCUCUACAAGGUUCUUAAUGAUGACCAGGAGAAGGUCAUCUCCAACUUAAAGGAAAACCACAUCCAGGGCAGCGAGGAGCUCCUGCUUUCUGUGGAACACAUCAAGCAGAUCAUCUUCAUCCUCCGGGACUUUAUUCACUCUCCGGAAAGACGGGUCAUGGCGGCCACCAUCUCCAAGCUCAAACUCGAUCUGGACUUUGACUCUAACUCAAUCAACCAGAUCCAGCUGGUGCUUUUUGGCUUUCAGGACUCGGUGAACAAGGUCCUACGUAAUCAUCACAUUAAACCUCACUGGAUGUUUGCCAUGGAUAACAUAAUCCGCCGAGCGGUGCAGGCUGCCAUCACCAUCCUCAUUCCAGAGCUGCAGACCCAUUUUGGACCAGCCUCAGAGUGUGAGGGGGCAGAGAAAGAUGAUGAGGCGGAUGAAGAGGAAGCAGAGUUCGGUCCUGUUUUAGCUUCAAACUCAGAUGACCCAGGAAUCACGCCCAAACCUGUCUUCAGUGGCACCAGCACAGUGAAUUCCUUCCACACCCAGGAGCAUCAGCGCUCACAUGCCCCCCUGGGAGCCCAGCUGGGGCAACUCAAGCAGGAGACAAACAGGUUGCUGGAGGAGCUACUGCAGAAAGAGAAAGAGUACCAGCAUGUCCUGAAGGCCACGCUGCAGCAGAGGACUCACGACUUGGAGCUGAUCCGAGUCAGACACAGACCACCAGACAUUUCACCUCCCUCCAUCCUUCACGUCCCAGCAGACCAUGAGCCAGACAAGCGGCUCACUGAUUGGCUGAAAGAGCACGGGGCGGACCCAGACACUAUAGACAAGUUUUUGAUGGAGGAGUACACUCUGAUUGACAUUCUGACUGAAGUCAGCAAAGAUGACCUUCGCUCUCUUCGUCUACGGGGUGGAGUCCUUUGCCGGAUCUGGCGAGCCAUUCAGCGGUAUCGAGAGCGAGAUAGGCUGACCGGUGACAAACACUCCAAAGCAGACGUAUAACUACAUCUUUUUCUCUUAAUUUCUGGGGAAAUAUGCGCACAUCGACACAUUACCAGCCCUGAAUGGCCAUCUCAUUUUUUCUUUCCUACCUGUUUCCUCUGUGCCUUUCCACGAUGUCAUCUCUGACAGACUGAAUCCAUGCAGUCCUUAUUGAUCAGACCAAAGCGCUUUAGUGCGGGCACUACUGUAUGUAUUUUCAUCUGUAUUUUAUUGUUUGUGUGUGCCACAAUGUUUUCGUGCUCGAGAGCUUUAAAAGGUUAGGAAUUUUUACAAUUAUGGAAAGCCUAAGACUUUGUUUUUUAGUGUUCUUAUCACCUCUGAAAGGCUACUGUUUGCUGAAACUGUGAACAUUAAAGGGUCUGUGGUUUGCCCCUUUCAGAGAGUUCUGGUACUUUAAAUUGCUUUUGUGGGUUAAGGAGAUUAAUUUCACAAUGAUCAAUAACAACCUGCUACUUUCAAGCUGAAAUUUCAUCUGGUUCAGGUUAUUUGCAGCAAGUCUGUGCAGUUGUAACCAGGGCCGUAGCCAGACUUUAAAAAAUACCGAAGUCCACCACUCAUUAUCCUCCUGCACAUCAGUUACAAUGAAUCCAAAAACUUAAUUAAAAUGGAAGCAUUUAUUUAAAACAUAAGUGACUUGAAUAGACUAAAGUUAUCCACCUGCCUUAGUCUGUCUUUAUGUCUGAAUUUAUUUUAGAUUUGACUCAGUGAAAUAUUUUUCUAAAAGAACACAAAUAUAAUUAAAGCGUGCUUUAUUAAGCAAUAUGCAUAUUUUUUCAAUGAAACUAAUUUAUACUGUAUUCUUUGCAGUCAAAUUUAGCUUGGAUAUCACUGAAAUAACACAUCUAUCCGUGGUCAGUAGUAGUCGAAAGUGAAUGUACUUAAGGCCAGUCAGUUUUUGGUUGUUUUGAACAACACAGGAACAUGGGUCUCAGCAAUGUAUCCUGGCUGGAGUGGAUGGGCAGCAGGCAUCUAUUUAAUCUCUCUUAUCUUCAUCACUUCUUUGCCUUUUCAUCACCCUCUUCCCCUCAAAGCUGAGCUUUGAAAAAAACUUUCUGUCUUAUUUUAAUGGACGGAAACAUUAGCUCUUGCAAUAGAAACAUCAUCAGUCUGUCACAGCUGCUCACAAGCAAUGCGCCAACACGAAUCAAACAAAGUCGUCGAUGGGCGCUAACUAUUCUAACUAAACUUAAACAGUGUUAUGAAGCUUGAAGACUAUUGAACUGUUAUUUGGAGAAGAAUAAAACUGAGGUCGAAUAUUUUUAACAAGUCACCGCUGUUACAUCUCACCGUCAGCUGCACUCUUCUUCUUCUGGUCUUUAUUUUAGCCGUAGGGUAUGCAAAGCUGCACGCUUCUUCGUAGACAUUUAGUUUGGCUGCCUUGCACAGUUGUAGCACCUCCUACAGUAACCUGGUGAAGCUACUCAGAGAACCAUGCUGUUCGAAAGCAUUGUUCUGAUUAAGUUUUUAUUUUAUACCCAGCAGAAAAAUACUGAGGUCCGGACCUCGGUGUCCUCAAUGGCAGCUAAGGCCCUGGUUGUAACUGAGUUGAAUGUUGGAUCUCCUUAAUUUGAGCAUCCAUAGUUUUUAAAAAAUUCGAAAAAACCUUUUGAACUGCCCCAAAUGAUGUCCUACAGUUAUUAUGUCUUCACAGACAUCCCGUCCAAUCAUCUGGCUCAGUACAGGUAAUUUUUGGGGGGUUCACUGCGUCGGUUUUUUGUCCUAAUCACCUUAGGGUCUUUUGAUUUUUAGGUUUUACAGCGACCAACCUCUGCAGCAACUGAGUGUUGCUGGAGGCCUUGCUUAUGCGCCUCAAUAGUCAUGCCAUAUACAAAUACAGAAAACCUUUUUGGCUUUGCCUUUAGAGGGUAAUAGAGUGAAUGACUGACAUAAAAUGAUAUAAAAGCAAGAUUUAUGCACAGAUUUGAAUGAUCAGUUGAUGAACAGCAGGUUUGAAUUUAAAUGCAGUUUUUAAUCAUUUACCUGCCCUAUUCAUUUUGUUCCUUGCUCCUAUUUGUUCUUAUUGAAUUUUACCUUCUAUCCAAAUUGGAUCCACCAGCAUGAAAUACUUGUCACAUCACUCCCGGUUUUAAGAUUUUGGUCAAGGGUGUACACACUACUUCCUUCUGUAAUAUUAUGGAAAACUCAGGCAAGAUAUCUGGAAGAGAAUCGUGAAUCUCCACAAGUCGGGUUCAUCCUUGGGUACAAUUUCCACAAGCCUGGAGGUGCCACGUUCAUCUGUUCAGUUACACAUAAGCAUAAAGACCACAGACAUCAUACCGUUCAAAAAGGAAACGGGUGUUUUGAUGUGAAAUGUAUGCAAUAGCCCAAGAACAAAACUAAAAACAUUUUGAAGAUGCUGGUUGAAGCUGGUCAGAGAGACUUCUCAUCCAGUGAUAUGUCCUACACCGACAUGGGUUAAAAGGCCGCUCAACGAGGAAGAAGCCAUUACUCUAACAGCAAAAUAAAAUGCCGGAUUACAGUUUGAAAAUGUACUCAGCGACAAAAGCGUGUCCUGUGGUCUAAUGAAGUUAAAAUUGAAGUGUUUGGCUGUAAUAAACAUUGGCAUAUGUCAAACAAAAAGGGGGGAGUUUGAAAGCUUGAGAACACCAUCUCAACUGUGAUGUAGGAGGUUGCAACAUCAUGUUAUGUGGCUGUCUAUCUGUGAAGGACACCAGUCCCUUCUAUGGCUGUUGCUGCAGGAGGGUCUGGUCCACUCAUAGAAUAGAUGACAUCGUGGAAAGGAGAGAACAAUAUGCAAAAACAUUAAAGAAACAUUUCAAGACAUUUGAAAUGCAGUAAAAGCUUUGUCACAAAUAGACAAUGACCCCAAGCAUUCUGGCAGUUUGGUUACAAAGUGGCUUAAGGACAACAAUGUUUUAGAGGCAACCGCAAAGCCCUGAUGUUAGUUCAUAGAACAUUUCAAGAGUGGAGCUGAAAAUCUCACUUUUGCAAAAUAUGCAACAGGACCUACAAAUGAGGAAAUUUCCUAUUUAACAAUAUGCAGCAAGUCUAGAAAGUAUGUCCAAGAGGGUAAAAACUGUGGGUGAAACAAAACACCUGCAAAUGAUGCAGGUUUUGUGCUUUUUUGGUUCGGAAAUAGUGGCUGUAUUACCUUUACACUGACUCCAGACUGAUACGUGUUAGCACACAUCAAUUUCUUCUGCUGUUCUGUUGAUCCGAUUUUUCUCACAUCGUGCAUUGAGGCUGUAUGUAACACCAACUAAUGUGUCAAUGCACAUUUUCAAACUGAACCAUUUCCUAAGUACCUAAUAAACUUUCUGGUCAGAGUUCACAGAUUUCUACAUAAUUACACCUUCACUACUUCCACAUUCCCCUUACCGGGAAGCUGCAAUUUGUUUUAUUUCCUACUAUGGGGAGUAAAUAGAAAUACCCAUGCAGACAUGUUCCAACUGAGGACUGCUCAGGGACUGCUGUGAUCAUGUUGCUGCAGGUCAUGCAUUGGAAAAACUAAAACAAUCCAGCAAACAGCCAGCUCUACAAUCAGCUGUUACCCCUCAGCGUGCUGCCAAGUGAAGAAGUAACUUUCGUGACUUGAUCCUUGAGUAAAACCACAGACCUACUCAACUACCAUAGUCUGGAAUGCUUUGAAUCACUGAAGCCUUGAAGUCAUAUUUAAUUUAACAUGUUGACAGAUUAUAACUGCCAAUCUCCAUAUUUAUGUUUGUAUGCAUGUCAUUUAUUAGCUAAAACUGUCUUUUCUCCUGUUUUUGUUUUUAUUUUUGCUGUUAUAUAUUGUUAUUUAUCUGCUUUUCAGCUGCAAUAAACCUGUGAAAGUUGUGAAAA